Caenorhabditis briggsae is the source of this 939-nucleotide messenger RNA. The record is from RefSeq and is a predicted model, not a curated record. Lineage: Eukaryota; Metazoa; Nematoda; Chromadorea; Rhabditida; Rhabditidae. The transcript is spliced from 5 exons. The coding region runs from base 1 to 939 and encodes 312 amino acids. Gene Ontology annotation, biological process: fatty acid alpha-oxidation. Gene Ontology annotation, molecular function: phytanoyl-CoA dioxygenase activity.
AUGCUCACCGACGGUGUGGUAGAUUACACCAAGGAAGGUUCGAUUUUAACUGCCGAGCAACGUCAGUUUUACGAGAAAAAUGGAUACUUGUUGAUUCGAAACUGUGUACCACAGUAUGAAUUGAACAGAUUCAGACAGAGAUUUCAGGACAUCUGCGAGAAAAAGGUCAAGGCUCCUGAUAAUAUGACAGUGAUGAAGGACAUCUCGAUUGCCAAGUCUGAAUUCAAGGAUGGAGAAAAAGCAAUCACAAAGAUUCAAGACUUUGCUGAUGACCCAGUUCUCUUCGAGUACUGUAAGUAUCCAGGAGUAGUGGAUGUGGUGAAGGAUUUGAUUGGAAAUCCAAAAUCAACUGUUAUGGCAAUGCACACCAUGCUCAUCAAUAAACCUCCAGACAAUGGAAAACUAACCUCUCGCCACCCAAUGCACCAAGACCUUCAAUAUUUCCCAUUCCGUCCAGCUGACUUCAUUUGCUGUGCAUGGACUGCAAUGGAGAAGAUCAAUAGAGCUAAUGGGUGCCUGGUAGUUGUUCCAGGAACUCAUAAGGGUGUUCUUCUGCCUCAUGAGUAUCCAAAGUGGGAGGGUGGUGUCAACAAAGCGUACCAUGGAAUUCAAGACUAUGAUCCUUCGAAUCCACGUAUUCAUGUGGAAAUGGAAGCAGGAGAUACAGUAUUCUUCCAUCCAAUUCUUAUCCAUGGAUCCGGAGCCAAUAGAACCGAAGGAUUCCGCAAAGCCAUUUCUUGUCAUUACGCCAACGAUGACAUCUGUCGUUACGUGAAUGUGGAGGGCACAACUCAAGAGAAUUUGGCGGAGGAGAUCAUUGAAAUCGCCAAGAAGAGAUUGACCAAGUAUGGGUUGGACCCAAAUACCGUAACACUGGAUUUCGCUGACAUUUGGAGAGUUCGUGCUAGAGAGGUUAAUGGCACUAGAUCCAAUUUGUAG